AUGAUCACUUGGUCAAAAGAAAUUGUUAAACAUGACAGUCUGUCAGUGGAAAGUGAAAUAAGCAAGGAAUUCGAUUUUGAAAACAUCAUUGAAAAUUGGAGUAUUCAUGUUAGCGCCUGCUUUCCAGACCUGAUCCUGGACCAGCAAGAACUGUUCAGUGACCUGAAUGACAGCAUGAGGGUUAAAGUACGAGAAGCCCUGCUCAAAAAGCAUCACCAUCAGAAUGAAAAAAAGAGAAAUAACCUCAUUCCCAUUGUUCGCUCUUUUGCUGAGGUUGGCAAGAAGCAGUCUGAUCCACAUUCGAUGGAUAAAAAUGGUCAAACUGUGUCUCCUCAGUCUGUUCCCACUACAAGUCUUGAAGUAAAAAAUGGAGUGAAUUGUGAACACAGUCCCGUGGAUUUAAGCAAGGUGGAUCUUCAUUUCAUGAAAAAAAUUCCCACUGGGGCAGAGGCCUCAAAUGUCCUGGUUGGAGAGGUGGAUACUCUGGACCGCCCCAUUGUUGCCUUUGUGAGGCUGUCUCCAGCUGUUCUUCUCUCAGGCCUGACCGAAGUGCCCAUCCCAACCAGAUUUUUGUUUAUCCUAUUGGGUCCAGUAGGGAAAGGUCAGCAGUACCAUGAGAUUGGCAGAUCCAUGGCUACCAUCAUGACUGAUGAGAUUUUUCAUGAUGUGGCAUAUAAGGCGAAAGAGCGAGAUGAUCUCCUGGCGGGGAUUGAUGAGUUCCUGGAUCAGGUCACGGUUUUGCCUCCGGGGGAGUGGGACCCCACCAUUAGAAUUGAACCACCCAAAAAUGUCCCUUCCCAGGAGAAAAGGAAAAUGCCCGGAGUUCCAAAUGGAAAUGUUUGCCACAUAGAACCAGAACCACAUGGGGGCCACAGCGGGCCAGAACUUCAGCGCACUGGGCGGCUCUUUGGGGGCUUGAUAUUGGACAUCAAGCGGAAGGCCCCCUGGUACUGGAGCGACUACCGGGAUGCACUCAGCUUACAGUGUUUGGCCUCCUUUCUGUUCCUGUACUGUGCCUGCAUGUCACCUGUCAUCACCUUUGGGGGAUUGCUCGGAGAAGCCACUGAGGGGCGCAUAAGUGCAAUUGAAUCCUUGUUUGGAGCCUCCAUGACUGGGAUUGCCUAUUCCUUGUUUGCGGGACAGGCUCUCACCAUCCUGGGAAGUACGGGGCCAGUGCUUGUAUUUGAAAAGAUUUUGUUCAAAUUCUGCAAAGACUACGCUCUUUCAUACCUCUCCCUGCGAGCUUGUAUUGGACUGUGGACCGCCUUCCUGUGUAUUGUCCUUGUGGCAACUGAUGCCAGUUCCCUUGUCUGUUACAUUACCCGCUUCACGGAAGAAGCGUUUGCCUCCCUGAUUUGCAUUAUUUUCAUCUAUGAAGCCAUAGAAAAGCUGAUUCACCUGGCAGAGACCUACCCCAUCCACAUGCACAGCCAGCUGGACCACCUUAGCCUGUAUUAG
Leptonychotes weddellii (Weddell seal) is the source of this 1458-nucleotide messenger RNA. The record is from RefSeq and is a predicted model, not a curated record. NCBI's taxonomy places the organism in Eukaryota, Metazoa, Chordata, Mammalia, Carnivora, Phocidae.